This is a messenger RNA of Botrytis cinerea B05.10, 1040 nucleotides long. RefSeq lists its product as hypothetical. The coding region runs from base 133 to 486 and encodes 117 amino acids. NCBI's taxonomy places the organism in Eukaryota, Fungi, Ascomycota, Leotiomycetes, Helotiales, Sclerotiniaceae. The record is from RefSeq and is a predicted model, not a curated record. The transcript is spliced from 2 exons.
GAAUUCUUUAGUGAUAUAAAACUACAUAAUACCGCCACGUUGGUUCCUUUCUUUCAUUUACCAUUCACAUUUAAGACGGCGUCCUCCAUACUUCAUUUCAUUGAUCUAUCUCACGCAAAGCCCAGUCUAACUAUGGAGGACGAAUUUUGUAAAAAGGUUGACCUAAACCUCAGUAUAAACAUCAACCUCCUGGCAGAUGCUCCUCAAGGUCAUCCUCGUCUCCUCAAUGUCAAAAAGCCUCAAAAAAAUCCUAUCGCCCCAAAAAUCGAGAAGCACAAAUCAAGGCGGAUUGAAUUCCCAGAAGGUUUGUCUUUGGUCGAUGUCCUGGUAACUAUACUCUUCGACUGGAAGCCGGCAGCACUUCAUCACCUCCUUAACGUCGAAGAUGAACAAUUUUAUUGUGCAGCUAAAUUGGAACGCACUUUAAGAUAUGAAUCGUGGGAUAGAUUCAUCGUAAACCGCUUGGCCAGUAUGUUCGAAUUGUAACUGUGGGAAUUGUUCCGGGUACAGAGGUGUCUUAUCGUAUUUGCAAUAAUAAAAAAUGGGAGAUUAUAAGCGCCCGAAACUACGACACCGACAAAAAUUGCACGUACUUGGUUCCUUCAGACCCCUUAAAGAAAUGUGCCUGCGAACAGAUUGAGAAGAAAAUGGCUCAGCUUAUAUUUCAAAAAAUUUUGGUCGAUGUUGUACUCCAAGAUAGGAUCUUUCCAGUUUUGAUCUACGAGCCUGAAGCUAAGAGUAAGAAGGGGAAGGAAUCUAAAGGAUGUACUACAAGUGAACCCAACGAUGUCGAGCUGGAGCCAAAUACUGGGAGCAGCUCUGAUAUUCUGAUGGAAGGAAACCUAAAUGCAAAGGUCGCCGAGCUCGAAGCCCAGGUAUCGGCACUGCAGAAAUCGAUCAAGGAGCUGACUGGUCCAGCAAGAAAGAGGCGUCGGGAAGAUUAACUGGAGAGUGUUCAGAACAUCAAUUUAGAGCGGGAAUAGUGUCUAAGUUGUACCAUGUAGCCAUAAUUGAGCAGUGAUAUGAACGUGCAUGGUCCA